UUCCCCCCCCCCCCCUUCAGGUCCAGCUCAGAACAGAGGAAGGUGCGCUCCCGUGACGCCGCACGCUGUAGGCGGAGCCAGGAGACGGAGGUGUUUUACGAGCUCGCCCACUCCCUGCCCCUCCCCCGCAAAGUCUCCACCCACCUGGACAAGGCGGCCAUCAUGAGGGUGACCCUCAGCUUCCUGCGCAUGUACCGCCUCCUCCACUCAGGGGAGGAGGAGGAGGUGGCGGAGCCUGAUGCGGAGGGAGAGGAGCUUACGGACAGCUUCUACCCUCGGGCGCUGGCGGGUUUCGUCAUGGUGAUGACGGAAGAGGGAGACAUGAUCUACCUCUCGGACAGCGUCAGCAAACACAUCGGCAUAACCCAGUUGGAGAUGAUUGGCCAGAGCGUGUAUGACUACAUACACCCUUGUGAUCAGGAGGAACUACGAGAUCUGCUCACACUCAGACCAGGUGUGUCUAAGAAGAGGCAGCAAUCUGAGAGGAACUUCUUCUUAAGGAUCAAGAGCACCAUGACCAACAGGGGGCGCACUGUCAACAUCAAGUCUGCCACUUGGAAGGUGCUGCACUGUACAGGUCACGUGCUGCAGGAGGACUCAUCGCCCCCUGCUGGUGGCGUGCUGACACUGCUGUGUGAGCCCAUCCCUCACCCCUCCAGCGUGGAGUUCCCCCUGGACAGCAGCACCUUCCUCACCCGGCACAACAUGAAUCUGCGCUUCACACACUGCGAGGGCAGGGUGACGGAGUUGGUGGGAUAUCAGCCUGAUGAUCUGAUUGGACGGUCCGCCUAUGAAUUCUAUCAUGCCCUGGACUCUGACCAUGUGACCAAGAGCUUGCACAUCCUCCUGUCUAAGGGUCAGGACACUGCUCAGUACCGCUUCCUGGUUAAGAGCGGGGGGUUUGUGUGGGCGGAGACUCAGGCGACUGUCCUGUACAACAGCAAGACGUCCCAACCUGAAGCUGUGGUCUGCCUCAACUUCAUCCUCAGUGUGGUGGAGCAGCCUGACGUGGUGUUCUCAGUGGAGCAGACUCGCUGUGGUCCCCAGCCCAGCGCUGAGAGUGAGGAGGCCCAGGAGGAGGAGCAGGGCUCGGGCUGCACAGCCAGCAGCAAGCACCCUCCUGGAGCUGGAACCUCAGGCAGCGACACCCAGGAGCUGCUGCCGCUGGCACCGCUCUCUGCAGACACCGACUCACCUCUCUCAGACUUUGUGGAGCUGUCCUUCGCCAGUUCUCCCAGCCCCGACACCGUCCCAGAUGCCCCUCAGGACCUCUGCACCCCUAGCCUGCGCCUGCUCCUCACCCCCAUCUUCGAGCCCCUCUCCUCCUCACCAGCAUCACCCUCCUCACCUGCUCCCGCCCUGGCCUCCAGUGAGGAGAUGUCAGCCUGUGACGAGGUGCAGACGGUUCCUGCCGUCACUCCAGAGGACGGCGUGACUGAGGGUGUGGAGAUGAUGGACUUGGAGAUGUUGGCUCCCUACAUCUCCAUGGAUGAUGACUUCCAGCUCACCUUCCUCUCCCCAGUGCUCCCCGACACUGACCCCUCCGACCCCCCCUCACACCUGCUCAGCACACGCAAACGGACCCACCAGCUGGACAAAGACACGCCCUCCCAACUCCUGAUUGGCUACAAGAGACAGAGACAGGUCCCCUUGUCUCUGGAGCAGGAAAUGCUACUACUGGACUGCUUGGACGAGGCUGAUAACCCAGAGUUGGACCUGGAGCUCCUCCCACUGGGGCGGAGCCAGUUACUGACAGACAGAGACCCUGUGUUAGGGGGGCCACAGGGACUCUGUGACACAGCAGGCUUGAUGAGGGACAUCUUUUUGUCCCGCCCCCCCGACGCCAUGGGCCCAGACCUGCCACUCGUGUCCUCCUUGACUUGAGGGAACAGCUGUCACUCAAACCAGGCGUGGCGGCAGAUUGGCUGCCAUCAUUUCUGAGAUAAAGUAGCCAAGAUUUAACAGAAGCAGCAGUUAGAGGCAGAUACGCACACACGCGCGCACACACACACACACAGCCAAGUACUUAAGGCGAAAUCUCAAUUCUUCUGUAUUUUCCCAGGUCUGCUGACUGUAGCUCCAGUAAGCCUCGCUGUACUAACUCAGAUGUAUCACAGAAACACACACGGGUUAUCAGAAGAUAUUCCAGUUUUUACCUCAGGCAAACGUUUGAACAGUUAAAGAGCUACUGCCCAGAACUCAAUCCCCACCGUCACCACGGAGACAGCAGCUAUUGCUGCGACAUGGACGGUUCAAGCCAAAUCUCCAGUUUCACACACGGUCGGAUCAUUCUAGAAUCUGUGUGAAGUUUCUCUCUCAUCGUCAUGUCAUCAUCUCAGUGCAGGUGUGUCUUUACCUCAACAGACCUCACAGAGAGCCUAUCAGGCCUGUGUGUGUUAUGUUACACAGACCAUGUUGGAUGAACUUUCACAAAAGCUUCGCACACAUAUCUCCUACAUCCUUUUCACAAAGAGAACAGAUUAUAACAGUGGCAUAUUUUCCAUAGCAUUUUAUAUACUUUACAUACUAAACCCUCUGUGAAAAGUUUUUAUUACAUAUAUAACAUGCCCUCCUCGUUGUGUGGGAAUACACCGUAAAAGCUAUACUGUAUUAUUAUAAUUUUUGCUUUAUUAAUUUACUUGAAGAUAGAACUCUGUUUAAAAAUCAGGAGAUUCAUCUGACAUUACUCAAGCAGUAAAAUAUUUCUUUUUUUUUCAUUAAAAGCGUGCUUAAUAUUUAGAGAAAUAGCUGACACAUUUUGUGUUCUGUCAGAAUUUAAUUCGAUUUUAAUGUAACUGUUACUUACUCCUUUGUCUUGUCAUUGAUAUUUGUAUGCAAAAGGAAGAAAAACCAACAAGGAAAUGGAAAUACUGUUAGACAACAGCUGUGCUGGUUUAAAGCUCAGAUGUGCUGCAGUAUUAGAACACUCAGAUACUCCAAUACUGUUUGUUUGUUUAUUGAUCAAGCUCCAAUUUUUGAAUGAGGAACAUCGUCUUCGAUGUCCACAUAUCAGGUCCAGCUUUUUGUCUUUGAAUUAUUUACCAAUAAUGUAUCUUGUCAUACAAAAUAUCUGCAAUAUCAUGUUAUGUAUUUCCGUAAGUUUACUACAAGCCAUGCUUAAGAGACUGUAGUUUACAAUGGUGCCUUUUUAUCGUAACCAUCUUGCAUUUUUUAAAGAUACUGUUGUGUAUCAUACCAUUUUCCUUGUAUGAAUUAUUAAAAAGUGUAAUUUACAUGAA
Osmerus eperlanus (European smelt) is the source of this 3239-nucleotide messenger RNA. It is a transcript of the gene hif1al, whose product is annotated as hypoxia inducible factor 1 subunit alpha, like. NCBI's taxonomy places the organism in Eukaryota, Metazoa, Chordata, Actinopteri, Osmeriformes, Osmeridae. Gene Ontology annotation, biological process: regulation of transcription by RNA polymerase II; cellular response to hypoxia. Gene Ontology annotation, molecular function: RNA polymerase II transcription regulatory region sequence-specific DNA binding; DNA-binding transcription factor activity, RNA polymerase II-specific. The record is from RefSeq and is a predicted model, not a curated record.